AGAAUAAAAAAUUAGAAAUAGUGCAACAAACAACACUACAACAGGCAACAGUUGCCACAGACCACUAGCUUUGCAUGGAUGGAAGAGUAAGCACACAUUCAUCAAAGGUCAGAGAAUUUUCAUCAUCAAAAGAUCGACGCAUUUCUGGCCGUUUCUCUCCUUCACCGCCAUAGCCGCCGCUCUCGCCUUUCUACUAAUUCACAAGCUUUGUUUCUUCUCUUUUUCUCUCUCCUCCUCUAUAUUGCUCUCGCCGAUUUUCUUUUUUUCUACGCCAAACUUUUUGUUGCGUUCUCGUGUUAGGAGGAGGGAGAAAUGAGCUUCAGUUUGUGGUGUUCGUCGUCUUUGGAGACGAAGAGUCCUUAUCCUGAGGGUUUCCGUAACAACAGAACAAAAGCUCCAUUGCCAAAGGCAUCUGUUAAGCCAGUUAGGAAGGAUGAGUUUCAUAAAUGUAGUUUUGAUGCUCAGAGAGCAAUUGUAGCCUCGCCAAGUUAUUUGGCGUCCGAAGAAUUGCAGGAGGCAUCUAUGAGUAAGAAGAAAGGGAGAGAGAUGAAUACAAAUAGGAGAUCGGAGUAUGUUAGGACUUUGUUGAUUGAUAAUUAUGAUAGCUAUACAUUCAACAUCUACCAAGAGUUGUCGGUCAUUAACAAGGUUCCUCCCGUUGUUGUGCGCAAUGAUGAAUGGACAUGGGAAGAAGCUUACUAUUAUUUAUAUGAGGAAAGAGCCUUUGAUAAUAUUGUCAUAUCACCAGGCCCUGGUUCACCAAUGUGUGCUGCUGAUAUAGGGUUAUGCCUUCAUCUGCUGCUUGAAUGCAGGGAUAUACCUAUCUUGGGUGUUUGCCUUGGACAUCAGGCCCUAGGAUAUGUUCAUGGUGCUCAAAUUGUACAUGCAACUCAACCAGUACAUGGACGUCUGAGUGAGAUUGAGCAUGAUGGUAGUAGAUUAUUUGACAACAUUCCUUCUGGGAGAAAUUCUGGCUUCAAGGUUGUUCGUUAUCAUUCACUUGUUGUAGACGAGGACACGUUGCCGAAAGAACUUGUUCCCACAGCAUGGACCUGUUCUGAUGGAAGUUCCUUGCGUUGUUUUGAAGAGAACUGUGUGCAAAGUGAAAAAGUUCUCAUGGGUGUACGUCAUGUCAGCAGACCUCAUUAUGGUUUGCAGUUUCAUCCCGAGAGCGUUGCAACCAAUUACGGGAGGCAGAUGUUUAUGAACUUUAGAGACCUAACUGAUGAUUAUUGGCAAGGAUGGGGAGCAUCAUCUUCUAAUAGAAAGUUAAAUGCGUGCAUGCAGGUGCCUCAGACAGUUCAUCCCCUCAGGUCAUUGAUAAGGAGUUCGUUUGUCAAUAAGGGGAAUUGUGUUAGCCAUUCUAGUAUCAGCAAUCUUUACGAUGUUUCACGAAGGAACAUGAGAGUUCAACACCUGAAAUUAAGGUGGAAGAAACUUGAUUCUUUAGCUAACAAAGUUGGUGGUGCGAGAAAUAUUUUUUCAAAGCUUUUCGGAAAGUGCAAUGCUGAUGAAACCUUUUGGCUAGAUAGUUCAUCUAUAGAAAAGGGAAGAGCUCGGUUUUCGUUUAUGGGUAAAAAAGGUGGAUCUCUAUGGAAGCAACUUACUUUCAAACUGUCUGAUCAAAGAAAUGGAGGUCAACUUUCAAUUGCAAAUGCUGAGGGUAAUGUUACGAGCAUGUAUUUGGAAAAUGGUUUUCUUGAUUUCUUAGACAAGGAACUCGAAUCAAUUCAUUGUGAUGGGGAAGACUAUCAAGGGUUGCCUUUUGACUUUUGUGGUGGAUAUAUUGGCUACAUUGGGUAUAAUCUAAAAGUUGAGUGUGGCUCUGCAUCUAAUGGCCACAAAUCUUCUGCUCCAGAUGCCUGCCUCUUCUUUGUUGAUAAUUUUGUGGCAAUUGAUCAUAACAACGGUGAUGUUUACAUCUUAUCAUUAUGUGACAAAAGUUCAACUGAACAGUCAUGGAUAGAUGAUGUACAGUUGAAGCUUCUUAACUUGGAAAGUUCUGCUACAAAAAUUAGCAAGGAACGACAUACUGGGUCUCCUGUAUUCUCUCCACUUGAAGCUGGCUUCAUCUCUGAAAAAUCAAGAGACCAAUACAUACAAGAUGUCGAGAAGUGUCUUAGAUACAUCAAAGAUGGAGAAAGCUAUGAGUUGUGCCUCACAACUCAGAUGAGGAAGAAUAUUGACGAGAUAAAUCCUCUAAAUCUUUAUCUCAGACUGCGCGAAGAGAAUCCUGCCCCAUAUGCUGCAUGGCUGAACUUCCCAAAGGAGAAUUUAUGCAUCUGUUGCUCUUCUCCAGAGAGAUUCCUGCAGUUGGACAGAGAUGGUAUCCUGGAAGCAAAGCCAAUCAAGGGUACCAUCUCUCGAGGCUCAACUCCAGAAAGAGAUGAACAGCUUAAGUUGCAGCUUCAAUACAGUGAGAAGGAUCAGGCUGAGAAUCUGAUGAUAGUUGAUCUACUCAGAAAUGACCUCGGACAGGUAUGUGAUGCGGGUUCUGUUCAUGUGCCCAACCUCAUGGAUGUGGAGUCUUAUGCUACUGUUCACACAAUGGUGAGUACCAUAAGGGGAAAGAAGCGUGAAGAUGUAAGUCCAGUCAAUUGUGUCAGAUCUGCAUUUCCUGGUGGAUCCAUGACAGGUGCUCCGAAGUUGAGAUCCAUGGAGAUACUUGAUUCUCUUGAGAGUUGCUCUAGGGGUAUUUAUUCUGGUUCAAUUGGAUAUUUCUCAAUUAACAGGACAUUCGAUUUGAACAUUGUGAUAAGGACGGUUGUUAUACACAAUGGUGAAGCUUCAAUUGGUGCCGGAGGCGCAAUUGUUGCUUUAUCGAAACCUGAGGAUGAGUAUGAAGAAAUGAUACUUAAAACGCGUGCCUCGACAAGAACUAUUGUAGAAUGCCAAACAGACUCUGUGUCUAGUGAAAUUGCAAUGCAUGAAACACCUAAGUGACAGAAAAUUAUACAUAUACAUACCUUUGAUUCUUUUGCACCACCUCCCCUUCCCCCGCCCUUCUCCCCCCGCCCCUCUUGUGGUUUUAGCGGUUUAGCCCAUAGUAUACAAGAAAGAAGUGGAGAUACACACAACAUAGGAAGCACACCCUGACAUUAGGCAGAGAUGAGAGAUUAGAAAAAAAAAACCAACUGAUUCAUCAAUGUUGUAAACUUGUAAUGUGUUGGUGUUUUUCUCUUUUUUCUGUUUUUGGGCAAUAGAAAAAAAAAGAGAUUUGUGUUGAUUAAUUGAAGUUGUGGGUAACUAAAUUGUUGUGGCGUUGUUUUAUUUAAAUGAAUGGAGUAUUUGUAAAAGGCCUGUAGGCCGAGAUUCACUCUGUUGUAAGUAUUACUAUUAUCCCAAUUCUAUCGAAUCCAAUCUGCAGUCUCACACAGAAA
This is a messenger RNA of Beta vulgaris subsp. vulgaris (sugar beet), 3380 nucleotides long. RefSeq names its product aminodeoxychorismate synthase, chloroplastic. NCBI's taxonomy places the organism in Eukaryota, Viridiplantae, Streptophyta, Magnoliopsida, Caryophyllales, Amaranthaceae. The transcript has 15 exons. The record is from RefSeq and is a predicted model, not a curated record. Gene Ontology annotation, biological process: folic acid-containing compound biosynthetic process; L-tryptophan biosynthetic process. Bases 313 to 2943 code for a protein of 876 amino acids.